ACGAAACUGUGUCAGACUAUUUCGGUACAGUGGGUAAACAAAAUAGUUAUUAUUUUGAGUGAGACGUUAUUUUUACAAACAACAACUCUGCGUACGUGGUAUUUUGCCCUAGAAGUCUCUUAUCUAUUCACUAGUAUAUAUAUAGUAUACAUAUACAAGAAAUUUCAUUGAAUUUAUGGAACCAGUAAUUGUUAGACAUUGUUGUUCAGAUAAAAGUGCGUCAAGUUACAAUUAUUCGGAUAUGGAGUGUAUUACGGAUAAAAAUUGUCAGUGCAGGGACUUUGAGAAAAUGGACACUGGAUAUGAACAUGAUCCUGAUGGGAAAAAUCAUACAGACUUAGAAGCAUUGAAACCUCCAAAAUCUCUGAAUGAUUUGAUAGAGGGCCUUCAUAAAAUUUUUGCCCAUGACAAAGUAAACGUUGAUUUUGUUAAAGCAUUUAUGGGCAUGUACAAGAGUAAUUACAAAGAAUGGAAGAAAUUUGCUAAGUGGGAUGUGCACAGGUAUACUCGAAACUUGGUUGAUGCUGGAAAUGGGAAGUUUAACUUGAUGGUUCUGUGUUGGAAUGAAGCUCAGGGUUCCAGUAUUCAUAGUCAUGCAGACGCUCAUUGUUUCAUGAAGGUAUUGGAUGGACAGGUACAAGAGCAGCUAUAUGAUUGGCCGUCCGAGUCCGAGGGCGAAAAACAAAUGAACCUGAAAGCCGUUAGCAAAUAUGAGAAAAACCAGGUUGCAUAUAUCUGCGAUGACCUUGGGCUUCAUCGCGUAGAGAAUCCAAGCCACUCCGACAAAGCUGUGACUCUACACUUGUAUUCUCCUCCGUUUGACGAGUGUGCAUCGUUUGACGAGAAGACCGGACACAAAAAUAUGUGUAAGGUGACAUUCUGGAGCAAGUUCGGUCACAGGACUCCUUAUGGAAAGACGGGUGCAGACUGCGAUACAACCCCGGAGAACAACUAGGGACACGGACAGAUGCACAGACACAUAUAAGCAGCAUAUAUUAACCCAAAUUAGUCAGCACUACAUAACAAGUAUAUUAAACAGAAUGACAGCACAGAGAAGCCAUAACUUUAUAGUUGUCGCAACGUUACCCAUAAGUGUUAUUUGCGCGAUAAAUAAGGCAUGGGUAUAUAACUUUCUGUAUUACGGAGCAAGGAACACACAUUCUUUGUUGUGGACAGACAAAGGAAUCCAUUUCCAGCAUAAUAGGAGAGUAUAUAAAUCCGUUCUCAUAAAACUGGAGGACCCUUCUGCAUCUUUCACCAGCUUAAACAUUCACUGUUAUGCUAUAAAUAGAAUGUAUAGAUGAAAUAGACCUGUUAUUUGUUUUUAAAAAUAUCCUGCAGCAUUGACUGGUCUGAGGCUGUAAACUUAAUUUGUAGGCCAGUCUAAUAACUCCUACAUGUGAUUGGUUGAUUUUUAGCCUCACUCUGAAGUUGACCAAUGGCAAGGUUGCAUUUAAGACUGGUCUUCAAACUUAAGUUUUAUAACCUCAGAUCCAAAAUAAAUGUUGAUGUUUUACAAAAGGGUGACUCCUUAUUUUGCACAGAUAAUGCAGGGGUCACGCUGUCGAUCGCCACUUGAGCCAUUUGCGACAAAAAAUUAAAUGUGGCUCCGAAAUUUUCUAAUUGGCGAAAAUGGCCAGAAGGUAUGUCUGUCUGCAAAACUACGAAUAUUGCCAGUUUUACGAACCAAAAGGUGUGAAAAAUCGAUAAUAUGUGUAGACACAACAUCCGUUAUUGAAAGGGAGGGAGCCAAUUUGCAAAAUUUUUAUUUGAUCGGGUAGUUAAUUGGCGAUAACUAGAUUAUUGAAUAACAAACUGGAUAAUUAUAAUCAUUUUGUGCACUUGAUAAGAUUUUAUGAGCAGUCGGCCGUUAGACAAAUUUUCUAUGAUUGCCGAGGGUUAGUUUGGGCAAAGACAAAUAAAAAUGCUUUAGACACACAGAAAUUGUAAGUAUUGAAUAGCUAUGAUGAUAGAAAAGCAAUAAAACAUAGGUAUUUUAUCAAAUAUUUAAUUCUAAAUUACGUUUUCCGAAUUUGUCACCCGUUUUCGCAACCGUGAUUUUUGGAUAUUUCUGUCAUUUCUGACGACAUUUGUUAGUGCAAUCUUAAUAAAAAGCCAAUAAAAAGUCUACAUUUAAGAAAAGUAUGACAACUGUUGCAAAAGGAGCUCUUAUUUUGAAGUAUUUUUCGAGAAUAAAACAUGCGAAGGCAUUGAACUCCACCCACUUAUAGGCAAUGUGCAAAAUAAGACACUGUUUUAUUUAAACAUUUUUUUUUCUUUUUUGACAUCCUUAUUUUAAAUGUGAUUUUCAGAAUUUUUUUAUUAAAUGGCAGAUGUUUGUAAAAAUGAUAAUUUUAGAAAUUAACACAAAUUGAUUUUCUAAAUAGCUUUUUAAAGGGUAAUACUAAGAAAUAUGUAAUAACUACAUUAAAUUCUUGAGUAGUAUGAGUUCUUUGGUACAUAUAAUGUAGUCCUACAAGAUCGUCAAUGCUAUGCGCUUCGCCGUUGUUGGCCUCAUAAUUUUAUCUUCGGAAAAAGCAGUGGCUCAGAGAAAAAAAUUCCCAGUGUGACACCUGUAAUGUAUAUAAUCUAGAAAGAAUAUGGAUCUCUAUCAUGUUCAAAGACUAUAGUACCUUUUUGUUGUCCUAAAAAGGGCUUAGCCCAAUGCUAUAUUUUGCCAGUUCCAUUUCAUAAGAUGUUAAAGAGUUGUGAAUGGUAUAGAAGAAUGAUGGUUGUUUUGUGGAGAGUUUUUGUGUAGCUUACAGAAGCUACAAAAACAAACAACCCAUAUAUUUUUGCUUAUAAAAUGCAUUAUUAGGAGUCAUAUUUCCAGUUCAGAGGGUGGGGAGCAUCUUACAAGUGUGUUCUACAAGAAAAUUCAAGAAAAAAACAACCCAAGAUUGCAUGUUCUGUGUCAUUUAAGUGAGUGCAUCUUAAAGCUAAAAUAUAUGGUACAGAAUCUUGUUGCAUUUUGUGUUAAUUUAAAUCGUUUCAACAUAUUUUAAAGAGCUUUUCAGCAACAGAUGUUCAACAUUUUUGCUAAGCAUUUGCUAUUUUUAGAAUAUAUAAAGAAGAAUUUGUUGUCAGUAUAUUUAAAUUAACUUAUGGGGGAAAAAAUGUGUGUUGUUGGGGAUAGGAAUGUUUGAAUGUUUUAUGAGUGAUUAAGCAGGUAAAGUGCUAUUUUGUUAUUGUUUUUCAUUUUGUUUUAAUUCAGAUAUGUCAUAUUUUGCUACUUUUAACGUCUUAUUAAGACUUAAGUGAAUGAAGUGCUACUUUGAUGCUAGUUUUCAUUUUUGUUUUAAUUUAGAAAUAUCAUAUUUUUAGCUCACCUGAGCCAAAGGCUCAUGGUGAGCUUUUGUGACCGCUCAAUGUCCAGCGUCCGUUGUGCGUCGUCUGUCCGUCAACUUUUCCUAAAAAAAUCUUCUUCUUGAAAACCACUGGGCAGAAUUACACCAAACUUCACAGGAAUGAUCCUUGGGUGGCUCCCAUUCAAAAAUGUUCAAAGAAUUUAAUUCCAUGCAGAACUCUGGUUGCCAUGGCAACCGAAAGGAAAAACUUUAAAAAUCCUCUUGUCCAAAACCACAGGGCCUAGGGCUUUGAUAUCUGGUGUGUAGCAUCAUCUAGUGGUCCUCUACCAAAGUUAUUCAAAUUAUCCCCCUAGGUUCAAAUAUGGCCCCGCCCUGGGGGUCACAUGGUUUAUAUAGACUUGUAUAGGGAAAUGUUCUUGUACAAAACCACAUGGCCUAGGACUUUGAUAUUUGGUAUGUAGCAUUAUCUAGUGGUCCUAUUAUCCUCAUAGGAUCAAAUAUGGCCCGCCCCGGGGGUCUUAAGUUUUACAUAGACUUAUAUAGGAAAAAAGUUUAAAAAUCUUCUUGUCUGAAACCACAACACUUAGACCUUUGAUAUUUGGUUUGUAGCAUUGUCUUAUGGUCCUCAACCAAAAUUGUUCAAAUUGUACCCCUGGGGUGAAUGGAGGCCCUGCCCUGGGGGUCCCAAGUUUAUAUAGACUUAUAUAGGAAAAAGCUUUAAAAAUUUUCUUGUCUGAAACCAUACGACCUAGGCUUUUGAUAUUUGGUAUGAUGAAUUGUCUAGUAGUCCUCUACCAAAAUUGUUCAAAUUAUGCCCCUGGGGUUAAAAGAGGCCCCGCCCUUGGGUCACUUAGUUAUUAUGUGAGUUAUAUAGAAAAAAAUACUUAAAAAUCAUCUGAUCCUAUUUCCAAGACUGUUUAAUUAUAAUUACCUGAUGACCCCAAGUAAUAUGAUGUCACUUGACGGUGACCAAGACCUACUGACCUACUUUCUUGUUUGUUAAGAUAUAGCCUUGAAAUUUUUAUGACAUACACAGUUUUGCACACAAAUCGUAAAACUGAAUUUCAUUGACCAUGAAUGUGACCUACUGACUUUCUUAAUAUUUUAUCAUCAGUUUGACAUUUGAAACAUGUAGCUCAUAUUACUCAGAUGAGCGAUCCAGGGUCAUCAUGACCCUCUUGUUUAAUUGAUGUAAGCGUUUUUAGAGCACUUGUUGAAUGCUAUUGUGGCAAACAGUGCCUUAGUAUUUCUCUGCCCUGGCCAUUUCUUCUGAUUGCAAAGUUGUAAUAUUUAUGCUAGUCAUGAAUUCUUUUCUUGAAAAUAAUUAUAACUCUGUCAGGUUACAGUCCAUCUUAGUAUUUGCUCAAACUUAUUGGGCCUGUGAAAAUUUGUUAGAGCCAUUGGUAUACUGAUUCAGCAGAGAUUCCGAUAGUGCCAUACUGUAAAAUCUUUUAAUUUCAGGGACAUGAAAUUUCGUGGAUUUAAUUUGGUGGACAUGAAAUUUCAUGGUUUUGAUCAAAACGGCAAUUUUACUGGGAUAUAAAUUCGUAGAUUUCAACUUUUGAACAUAAAAUGAAUGGGAAUUUUACUUGAUUAUUUGAGUUAAAUUUUAGGAAUGCUGGCCUGUAGUUCGUACUAUAUGACCGACCUUUAUUCUGCACGUGAAAAUACAUUUUUGAUGUUGUGUAAUGAAAUGUUGAUUGAAUGGCUUUCUGGUCAAUAGUCAAAACUAUUACCCAAGGUCUUGAUAAGAUUAAUAAUGUACACUUAUAAAAUGGCUUGCAAGUCAAUAGUCAAAUCAUUGGACUUUAAAACCAUUCUGUAUAUAGAGAUUAUUACACUAGUGUCUAUAUUCAGCACAUGAAAAUAAAUUUUUGAUUUAAUAUAAUAAAAUGUUUAUUGAAUGGCUUUCUGGUCAAUAGUCAAAACUGUUGUCCAAGGUCUUGAUAAGAUUAAUAAUAUACAUAUAUAAAAUGGCUUCCCAGUCAAUAGUCAAAACAUUGGACUUUAAAGCCAUUCAGUAUAUAGAGAUUAUUACACUAGUGUCUAUAUUCAGCACGUGAAAAUAAAUUUUUGAUGUAAUAUAAUAAAAUGUUUAUUGAAUGGCUUUCUGGUCAGUAGUAAAAACUAUUGCCCAAUGUCUUGAUAAGGUUAAUAAUAUACACUUAUAAAAUGGCUUGCCAGUCAAUAGUCAAAACAUUGGUCUUGCAAGCCAUUCAGUAUAUUACUUUUACAGAGCAGCCCACAGUUUGUUACAGGGUUUAUUUCAUGUUUGUUACACUUUUUACUAGGUUGCUAAACAGAAUAAAUUCAUGGCAGUAUAUUCCUCAGUU
Messenger RNA from Mercenaria mercenaria, 5641 nucleotides. Its product is annotated as cysteine dioxygenase type 1-like. Gene Ontology annotation, molecular function: ferrous iron binding; cysteine dioxygenase activity. The transcript has 5 exons. Lineage: Eukaryota; Metazoa; Mollusca; Bivalvia; Venerida; Veneridae. Gene Ontology annotation, biological process: L-cysteine catabolic process. The coding region runs from base 176 to 955 and encodes 259 amino acids. The record is from RefSeq and is a predicted model, not a curated record.